UCUCCAUCAGCUGGCCCAGCUCGCAGCAACUCCCUCACAGCUAAAGACGAUGGAAGAUGUGACAGAAAUCAUGACAGUCAUCGACCCUGUUGACUUUGGUGCUUUCUUUGACAUAGUCUCACCGGCCAUUGAGAUCCACCCAGACAACUACACAGUGGAGGUGAAAUCUGCCUUCCUCCAGGCAGUAUUUGACAGAGGCAAUCUAUCCUCUCCAGCUAUCAAUGACACAGAGUUCCUGCUGUGGCUCAGGGUUCGGCUGAGCCCUCUCCUGGUUAACCUCUCUCCCAGCCUGGUGACACCUUUAUUUGACAUCGCUGAGAACAGGAGUUGUAACAGCACACAAGAGAUGAUUACAUUGUUGGACACACAACACUUGACACUCAGCAACAACACCCAACGGGAGAUCUACGAAAGCACCCUCCUCUUCCUCCAAGGUCCAACGCCCCUCAAGUGUUACAGUGGUGGAAGCUUCUACAUCUAUCUGAGAAACACUUUCCUCAGCUUUGGUUUUCCAGAUUUGUCCACGUUCACGUCUCUUCUGCCACAGACACGCGAGUCAGAGCUCCUAAGUACCAUUAGCACCUCAGAGCUGCAACAGUUCCUCAGUCAACCCAAUGUGAUCGAUAACAACUCUGACAUCUGUGUCAUCUUCGACAACUACAACAACACUCCUGCCUUCCUAGAAACUGAGGAUGUUCCAGAUGAUGUGAAGAUGGUGACCCUUCCCUGUGUUUGGCCUUUGGCGCUGAGCAGCAACAGCAUGUCUGAGGUUGAUUCCUGGUUCGACCUGCGUUUGACAAAUUAUCUCAGAUUCCUCAGCAAGAGCCUCAUCAGCUCCGACGAAGUGCAAAAUGCUUCAUGUCUUGCCUUCCAGAAACUGGUCUCUGUAAUGGGAAAUAACUUCACAUACAAUAACUCAGAGUUUGGAAAGGGUGAUGUAUACACCACCAUCAGCACCUACUUGAGAACUGGCCCUGACGCCAGAUGUUACAAUGCCAGUGAUGCAGAACUCAAUUCUACUGCCUGGUUUGCUAAUUACAUUGGCAGCUUUGUGACAUUUAUCACUGUGGAUGAUCUCACCACCUUCACCUCCACCAGUCAAGCUGAAGUGUUCUUGGUGGACCAAGCCAACCUGGAGCUCUUUAACAACACAGCACUCGCAGAAGAUGUAACCGACUACUACAUCUCACAGCUUUUUGAAUUCAACCCAUCCUUCAACCUUCUGAAGGUUCCAGGCUUUUUCCUCUGCUCUCCUGAGGUCCCAAUUUUUGCAUAUUCUUCUGUGAAUGAAGCUGAUGUCAUGCUCAUCUUGCAUGAGCUGACUGAAUUCUGCAACGGAACAGCGGAUCCUGAGGUAUCUGCUGCUCUGGCAGCCAACAUCCAGACACUCUCAGCAGAGACGUUUGCGACCCUGGGCAGUGCCAGCGCAGGCCUGACCAGCAGCCAGAUCACUUCAGUUGACCCGUCAGUGCUGGUUUCCUCUUUGUCCACCCUGAGCUCCAUCAGCACCUGGAACCAGCAGCAGGCCACCACAAUCAUCCAAGUCAUGACUGCCUCAGGCAGCUUCCUGAUCAACAGUGGAUCCUCCCUGGAAUCCCUCGGCACACUUAUUGCUGGAGUUCCUUCACAGUCAAUUGACAACAUCCCAGCGUCUGAGCUAUUCAGCCUCUCCCAGAGCAGUGCUUUUGUUUCCAACAUGCUGGCCGCCCCAACAGUCGUCCAACAGACCUUCGUCCAAAAGAUCAUUUCUGUGAACUCAAAUGCAGCCAGUGUGGUGCAGAAUGUCCCCGAUGCCAUGGCAACUGGGAUUCCACUGUCCCUGCUGGACCUCUCAGCGGGGACUGUUGACAUCAGUGUGCUUAACGCAAAGACAUGGACUGGAGAUCAGGCCGCCAUGUUUUUUGGGACACUGGCUGAAACCAACUUUGACAUUGAGCAGCUUAAUCCGUCUGUUCUGCAAGGCUUCACGUGCACGUCAGUUCAAAGAAUGACAAAAAACAGGAUCCGGAGGCUGAUCCGUGCCUGUAGGCCGAGGAAAGGCAGGGCCAAGGUGCAGCUGAAGGAAUCACAGCUGACAUGCAUGUUAGGCCAGUUCAAUGGAAACAUCUCCCAGGAUUUCACAGAUUAUCCCUCAGACAUGCUUCUCUACUUAAACAACAAAGAUGUCAAGAGUGCCAACUGCAGGUCAUACUUUUCUGCAGUUGGCGCUGCAGACUUCUCUGUAGCCUCCAGUAUUUUGAACAAGGACUCGCUGCUACUCAGUGAAGCCAUUACCUGCUUGGGUUUAAGUGAUGUGAAUCUGAGCAAAGACAACGUGGAAGUUCUGGGGAACAUGGCCUGCACCCUGAACAGUUCUUACAUUCAGAACGCUGAUCCUCUCAUUCUGGAAAAACUCCAAGCCUGCAAGGACUUCUCUGACAGCCAGGUGGCUGCCAUUGAGACGCUGCUGCUGUCUGGGAAAACACAAUACGGAAAUGUCAGCACCUGGAACAAGCGAACACUGGAUAACCUUGGGAUCCUGCCUCUAUAUUUAACAAGACAAAUCUGGGGCCAGUUAAAAACAUCAACAAAGAGACGUUUCCUCAAGACUUUUAUGUACAAACUGAGGAAAACAAAGACAAAGAAGAGCAAGCUCAAGGUGCUGUUUCGAGAGAUCAGCGCUCUCAGGACGAAACGAGGAGCAGGCUGCACCGUGGGCAACAUCACCCAGGUGACAGUCAGCGACAAUUCCUUCCCCUUUGGCUAUGACCAGACGCAAUUUGACCUUUGCCUGGACAUCCCUGUUCUGAAGGAGAACCUCAACUCUAUCUGCGAGAAAGUGGACGCUGAAGACUUUCAGAAAAUCAUUCUGAAGAAACUCAAUCAGGCAUACCCAUCGGGUGUUUCUGAUGGGGAAGUUCAGGUGCUUGGUUCAGUGUCUCGUGUGGCGUCGCUGGAUGACAUCUCCAAGUGGAGCAUCACCAAACCUGACACCCUGGCAGCACUCAUGAAAGCUAGUGAUGGAUCAUGGGAGGCAGCUAAGAGCAAAGCAAUCAUCACCGAGUAUCUGAGUACUUCUGGGAACUCCCUGGGCAGCACUGAGCUGAACAGUAUUGACUCCAACCUGUGCUCAUUAGACACCAGUACAGUGAGCACCAUCACCCCAGACAGUAUCAGAAAUGUCAAACCUCUGGAUGUGGCGUCGUGUUCAUUGGCGCAGAAGAGAGUCCUGUAUGAGAUCAGUAACUCCUCCUUCAGCUCGCAGCGUUCCAAUUCCAUUACCUUUUACAAUUUAAUGAAGUCCUACCUAGGUGGGGCACCUCUGCAGGAUUUAGUACCACUGUCAACCCGGAACAUCAACAUGGACGUUAACACUUUCCAGAGUCUAGAUCCCAACGUGAUCAAUAAUUUGACUGUGACCGAUGUGAAAGGCCUCAUGGGUAGCCAAAAACAAGAUCUGAAGUUGUUUGAGAAUGCUAGCAGGGUUGAGACCUGGAGAAACUUGCAAACGCAGCGAGACCUGGACACACUGGAUGUGGGCCUAACCACCAUCAGAAUCGACCCGACCACUGCAACACCACCGGUGACAACAACACCAGCUGCAACCCCGGACACUACAGUGGCAACAACACCAGCUGUAACCCCAGCCACUACAGUGACAACAACACCAGCUACAACCCCAGCCACUACAGUGGCAACAACACCAGCUACAACCCCAGCCACUACAGUGGCAACAACACCAGCUACAACCCCAGCCACUACAGUGGCAACAACACCAGCUACAACCCUGGCCACAGUGACAACACCAGCUACAACCCCAGCCACUACAGUGGCAACAACACCAGCUACAACCCCGGCCACUGCAGUGACAUCACCAGCUACAACCCCGGCCACUAUAGUGACAACAACACCAGCUACAACCCUGGCCACUACAGUGGCAACAACACCAGCAACAACCCCGGCCACUACAGUGACAUCACCAGCUACAACCCCGGCCACUACAGUGACAUCACCAGCUACAACCCCGGCCACUACAGUGACAUCACCAGCUACAACCCCGGCCACUACAGUGGCAACAACACCAGCUACAACCCCGGCCACUGCAGUGACAUCACCAGCUACAACCCCGGCCACUACAGUGGCAACAACAACAGCUACAACCCCGGCCACCGCAGUGACAUCACCAGCUACAACCCCGGCCACUACAGUGACAACACCAGCUACAACCCCAGCCACUACAGUGGCAACAACACCAGCUACAACCCCGGCCACUGCAGUGACAUCACCAGCUACAACCCCGGCCACCACAGUGACAACAACACCAGCUACAACCCUGGCCACUACAGUGGCAACAACACCAGCAACAACCCCGGCCACUACAGUGACAUCACCAGCUACAACCCCGGCCACUACAGUGACAUCACCAGCUACAACCCCGGCCACUACAGUGACAUCACCAGCUACAACCCCGGCCACUACAGUGACAUCACCAGCUACAACCCCGGCCACUACAGUGGCAACAACACCAGCUACAACCCCGGCCACUGCAGUGACAUCACCAGCUACAACCCCGGCCACUACAGUGACAACACCAGCUACAACCCCAGCCACUGCAGUGACAACACCAGCUACAACCCCGGCCACUGCAGUGACAACACCAGCUACAACCCCGGCCACUACAGUGACAACACCAGCUACAACCCCGGCCACUACAGUGACAACACCAGCUACAACCCCGUCCACUGCAGUGACAACAACACCAGCUACAACCCCGGCCACUACAGUGACAACACCAGCUGCAACCCCAGCCACUACAGUGACAACACCAGCUGCAACACCGUCCACUACAGUGACAACAACACCAGCUGCAACCCCGGGCACUACAUUGACAACAACACCAGCUGCAACCCUUACCACUACAGUGACAACAACAGCGAAUGCCACAAGUGGGGGAGCACUGCUUUCAAAACACCCAACAUCCAUACUCGUGGCUGCUCUGCUGACAAUUGUUCUGCAAAUACUACAACAACUAGCCUAAAUAGAUUUGUGACUUACUAAUCAUACUAAUCAAUAAUCAGUAACUAUUAAAUCAUUUUUUUCAUUAACACUCACAUUUUAAAAGACUGAGAUUUGUUAAUAUUAUUGCUAGUUAUUUAUCCAUGCCUAAAGAAAAUUGCCUCAUUGCAACUGAUUGUAAAAACUAUAUGUUAGUGAACAAUCACAGGAAUUAAAAUAUUACAUAAUAAAUAUAAAUAAUAUAUGUUUUAAGUGGUGAUCUGGGUUAUACUCUACAUGCUGGGAUUUUGAAAUUAAAGUCCGGGGAAAGUAAAAUCAGAGAUUUGUUUCUGAUCACAUUACAUGUUAGUGCCCUCAGGUUGGGGCUCAUUCACAUGAAUGGAGGAACGGAAAUAACUCUGGAUUUGGCUGUUAGUGCAUUUUACAACAUUUAGGACCUAAUGAUUUAAAUAAGGGCUAUUCAAGUGUUCGUACUGGGAAGUCGAUUAACCUAAAAAAAUAAUAAUGAUGUGCUGAGUUACAGACGUCUCUUUCCCUAUGUAAGUCUAUGGGAAAAGUAUUUUUGGGCCCAAUGGCAUUACUUGUCUCUCUUCCCAAAGGCUUGGGACACACCCCAGCAUUUCAGAGCAGAAUACUGCUUAUUUUUUCACAACUUUAAAACCUAAUUUUAAAUAUUUGGCAAUUUUUUUAAUCAUCCAAAUUUGGCUGGGUGGUUAAUAACACAUUUUGCUGUAGUGUGACAAACUCAGAACACAUAUUUAUUUUUGCUUUACCCGGACUUUAAGCACUGUUAAUUUUAACAUUUAUGUUCAAUCAUUAUUAAAAGAUAAAGUGAAGGAAAAAUAAAUCUCUCAAAAUUACUGUGCUAUCUAUUAAUGUAAUUAAACUGCACUGCUAUUCCUCAAAUUAAUAAAUGCAUAUCAAUACCAUC
This is a messenger RNA of Sebastes umbrosus (honeycomb rockfish), 5926 nucleotides long. Its product is annotated as mucin-3A-like. Gene Ontology annotation, cellular component: cell surface. Lineage: Eukaryota; Metazoa; Chordata; Actinopteri; Perciformes; Sebastidae. The transcript has 28 exons. The record is from RefSeq and is a predicted model, not a curated record. Gene Ontology annotation, biological process: cell-matrix adhesion. The coding region runs from base 50 to 5017 and encodes 1655 amino acids.